Molecule: messenger RNA, 969 nt
Organism: Penicillium argentinense
Lineage: Eukaryota; Fungi; Ascomycota; Eurotiomycetes; Eurotiales; Aspergillaceae
Product: RTA1 domain-containing protein
Exons: 3
Coding region: 1-969 (322 amino acids)
Cellular component (GO): plasma membrane; fungal-type vacuole
Source: RefSeq, a predicted model, not a curated record
AUGUCUUCCGACACCCAAGAACAGAUCUACGACGAUCUUAAGCUCGGCUGCCAUGCUUACCACGAUGGCUUUUCUACUUCAUACGGCUAUGUUCCUUCAGAAGCAGCAGGAAUGGUAUUCUGCGCACUCUUUGGCCUGUCCAUUGUCGCACACGUUAUCCAAUUUUCUUGGAAGCGGACGUGGUGGUGCAGUGUAUUUGCAAUUGGGUGCGCAGUUGAAAUCCUUGGUUGGGCUGGUCGUACCUGGUCUGCUGUCUGCCCCUACAACGGCACCGCUUUCAUGAUCCAAAUUUCUACCCUGAUCAUAGAGCCUCCCAAAACAGCGCCUGUCUUCUUCACAGCCGGAAAUUACGUUCUCCUCGGUCGCUUCAUCCUGAUAUUCGGUCAAGAAACCUCGUUCCUCUCACCAAAACUCUACCUCUGGAUCUUCUGCACCUGCGACGUAAUCUCCCUAGUCAUUCAAGCAGCCGGCGGCGGCAUGGCAUCAUCCGCAUCCGGCGGCGAAGGCGACACAGCACCAGGAACAAACACCAUGGUUGCUGGCAUAGUGUUCCAACUCAUUUCAACCAGUGUCUUCGUCUACUGCGCCUUCGACUUUCUUCGUCGCGCGACACGCAUGGGUUUACUGAAGAUGACCGAGAUGGGUCCGAUCACAUACAUGAUUGGCGCGAUGGUUGUUUCGGUUGUAGUGAUCUAUAUCCGAUCUAUCUAUCGUGUUGUUGAGCUUGCUGAGGGUUGGGACGGAUAUCUCAUUACGCACGAAGUCUACUUCGUCGUCCUUGAUGGCGCCAUGAUGGUAAUUGCAGUUGCGGUUUUCAAUUUCGCCCACCCUGGCUGGUUGAUGCCUUCUAAUGAAACCUUUUCGCUGCCCAAGUUCCAGAGUCAUGAGAUGGAGGCUCAGCGGUUGAACUCGUCGGAGAGUACCGAGUAUCUUGGCUCUCAGGGUCGGCACCAUGACUCUUGCCAGUAG